AUGUCCAGGUCCUCAUCCAUCACUUGGAGACAUGUCCAGGUCCUCAUCCAUCACUUGGAGACAUGUCCAGGUGCUAGUCCAUCUCUUGGAGACAUGGCCAGGUCCUCAUCCAUCUCUUGGAGACAUGUCCAGGUCCUCAUCCAUCACUUGGAGACAAGUCCAGGUCUUCAUCCAUCACUUGGAGACGUUUCCAGGUGUGCUAGUCCAACAGUUGGAGACAAGUCCGGGUCCUCAUCCAUCACUUGGAGACAUGUCCAGGUCCUCAUCCAUCACUUGGAGACAUGUCCAGGUGCUAGUCCAUCUCUUGGAGACAUGGCCAGGUCCUCAUCCAUCACUUGGAGACAUGUCCAGGUCCUCAUCCAUCACUUGGAGACAUGUCCAGGUCCUCAUCCAUCACUUGGAGACAUGUCCAGGUCCUCAUCCAUCACUUGGAGACAUGUCCAGGUGCUAGUCCAUCUCUUGGAGACAUGGCCAGGUCCUCAUCCAUCUCUUGGAGACAUGUCCAGGUCCUCAUCCAUCACUUGGAGACAAGUCCAGGUGCUAGUCCUACAGUUGGAGACAUGUCCAGGUCUUCAUCCAUCUCUUGGAGACGUGCAGGUGUUAGUCCAUCUCUUGGAGACAUGUCCAGGUCUUCAUCCAUCUCUUGGAGACAUGUCCAGGUCUUCAUCCAUCUCUUGGAGACAUGUCCAGGUCUUCAUCCAUCUCUUGGAGACAUGUUGUUGGAAUAUGCAGUAG
Nothobranchius furzeri (turquoise killifish) is the source of this 735-nucleotide messenger RNA. NCBI's taxonomy places the organism in Eukaryota, Metazoa, Chordata, Actinopteri, Cyprinodontiformes, Nothobranchiidae. The record is from RefSeq and is a predicted model, not a curated record.